CUGGAAUCAUAAUAGAAGUUAGUACACAGCGCCGCGGGACUAGAUCUAAACGUGCAACAAUGCGGGCAUUAAUCACAUUGUGUCUAGUGGCCUGUAGUGUCCUGACAUCAGGGCAACAAUACCGACCUAUAGUGUCCAGCUCCUCCGUACAAUACACGGGUAACCCAGGACUGUGCAAUUUGAACCGAGACUACAUCCGCGAGUACCGGACAGCUACUUACCACUUCACCCUCUCCUCAUUCAAACCCGUCGCAGUGAGAAGCAAUUUCAACUUCGUAUACUCUCCCAUUUCAAUUUGGAUAAUGGUCGCGGCGAUAGCGGAAGGUGCUGACCCUUUAACUCAACAGAAACUGUUCCAAUUCCUGCAUCUUCCGCCCCAGGACCCGUGCCUACGGUACGCGUUCUACCAGCUAGCGACCUCCCGCGCACUGCCAACCAACGAAGUGAACAUUAAAAACAAUCGCAUCUUAUUAAUCAACGAAGGCACGACCCUCAACCCAACAUGGUACGAUAUUGUUGUGAAGAAUUCCCUCCUCGAUGUGGUCGCUGCUCCGAUCAAGUACAACAGUGUGGCCACAGCUAACGAGAUCAAAAGGAUAAUGUCUGCGCGUCUCCCAACACUUAAUCUGAGCGGAAACUCGGUCCUUCUGGACACGAUAGACUACAAUGGACUGUGGACUACAGCAUUCGCGGACGCUGUUGUAGAACGAGCUCCGUUCUACAGCCACCGAGGGGAAGUAUUGGGGAGUGUGGAUAUGAUGAGAGUAAGGAGACGUGCCCGUUUGGGGUACAUUAAGUCAAUAAACGGAAAGGUUUUGGAAUUACCAGUCGGUUCAGAUGAACGAUACAGAAUGAUUUUCGGUGUUAUUGUUGGAAAUGCUGAUAUUAGACCAAUAGUGGCUGCGGUGAGCAGUGCAACCGUAUUUGAGGUGAUCGACAGUCUGCGGGAGAGUGCAGUGCCUAUAGAUGUGGCGAUACCGCGCAUGGUGAUCACGAGCGAGGUCGACGUCAGGGUGAUAUUGGAAGACCUGGGAGUCACUGAUAUAUUUACUGAUCCUUCUGCCACUAGGUACAUAUCGGAUCCUCCGGCCUUCCCGAGCAGUUUUCUGCAGCGUUCCACGUUGGUGCUCAACAACACAGGGUUGUACGCUCCUCCAGAAGAGCCGUUCAGCUAUAACGCCCCAACAGGCCUUGACUAUGCCCUUGGAAGGGAUUUUAUUGCCAAUCAUCCCUUCGUAUUUAGUUUAUUCGAUGCUGAAACCUAUACAUGUAUCAUGGCGGCCGCAUAUACUACUCCUACUUAUACAUAAGUCGUUGGAAUAAAUAAUAAGACC
This is a messenger RNA of Spodoptera frugiperda (fall armyworm), 1334 nucleotides long. RefSeq names its product serpin I2-like. Lineage: Eukaryota; Metazoa; Arthropoda; Insecta; Lepidoptera; Noctuidae. Gene Ontology annotation, molecular function: serine-type endopeptidase inhibitor activity. The coding region runs from base 60 to 1310 and encodes 416 amino acids. The transcript has 2 exons. The record is from RefSeq and is a predicted model, not a curated record.